CCUCAACUCGAACGUGAGUGCGCCGCCUCAAUCUUUUGUUUCGUCCUUCCAUUUCGCAUUUUGUCAUCUAGCACAGCGGCAGCUGAGAAUUUGCCCUUCUCUCUCGCUCUGCCAAGCCAAGAUUGGCUGAAAACCCACAUCAUGGGGUCCGAGAGGAGGAAUACGUACCUCGACGCAGGUUUCUCGGACGAAUCAGACCAGGAUGCUGGCUACGACUCCGAAGCCGCCGAAGUGUCGAAGGCUGGCAGAGCAACUAAGAGGCGGAAGAUCGAACAUGAAAGCAGCGAUGAAGAGGAACAUGAUGCGCCCGACCUGAAGCGCAGUCGAGCAGCCACUAAUAUUUCGAGCGCACCGGCCGCUGUUCCUCAUUCAAAGUCGGGUAGCGGUGAGGAUGAACUUGAGAGUAAGAAGGAGGAGGACGAAGAUGCAGAAUAUAUUGAGAACCCAGGUCGAGACGCAGAAGCACACGAGUCGGUAGACGCUCAAGAACACCAACCCGCGCCCACGACGAACGAGCCCGCGCCCCCGAAGAAAUCCCCAAAAUCCAAACCCAAGGAGACGAGCCCGGGCGUGGUCUACCUCUCAUCCCUCCCUCCGUAUCUCAAACCCUCCGCGCUCCGCAACCUCUUGGAACAACGGGGCUUCUCGCCGAUCACGCGGCUCUUCCUCUCGCCGGCCUCCCGCCACGCGCACAACUCCAAGAAGAACUCGCGCCAGCUGUACACGGAAGGCUGGAUCGAGUUCUCGUCCAAAAAGGUCGCGCGGAGGUGCGCGGAGACGCUGAACGCCACGACCGUCGGCGGCAAGAAGGGCGGCUGGUACCGAGACGACGUGUGGAACAUGAAGUACCUGAAGGGCAUGAGGUGGGAGGAGCUGAUGGCCGGAGUGAGGGAGGAGAAGAGAGAGGAGGAGGGCAGGAGGGACGAGGAGAGGAGGAUCAUCGCCCGGGAGACGAGGCGGUUCAUCGAGGGCGUGGAGGAGGGGAGGAGGGUCGAGGGGAUCAAGAGGAAGAAGGCUAGCAGGAAAGGAGACGGCGAGGAGGCUGCAAAUCAUGGUCCAGGUGAGACUUCUGAUGUCCGGAGAACUUGGAGGCAGAGCGAAGUCAAGGGCAAGAGGAAAGAACAGGAUUCUGCUGUCCCCGAGAAGAUCAGUGAAGACGUGAAACAAGUGUUGAACAGGAUCUUCUAGUCGCUUGCGCUACGUCGCAGCGAUCAUCAAAUUUUGAGGAACCAGCCUGCAAAAUAUCUAAGUUUAUGGCAACAUCAUGUCCACGUCAUGAAGGUCAUGUCAUCGCCUUUUCGGCAAUCGAAAAGGAUGCGCCUCUGUGUUCAGGACGAACUCGUCAAGACUCACGACGCCGGGAUCUUCGAAUAUCAGCCAAAAGUACUUCAGUGUCUCCGCCAUCCAGAAGCUUUCCAUCUUGUCCGUCUUCCGCGGCUCGGAGUGCGUCACAUCCUCAAUACACGAAUACCCAAACUCUGUCCGCGUGUGCUUGGUGAUGGCCUCGAACAUUUCCCAUGCGCUUUCCCGCAGAGACUCAUCCCCGGUAAUCCGAUAGAGGACGAAGAUCGACUCGAUCGCCUCGGGCCGCAGUUCGUAGGCACGGCUGGAUAUGGCCGAGAUGCCCUUGGGUAAGCGGAGCCGCUGAGACUUCUUGCGAAGGCGUUCGGCUUCGGGUAGCAGUUUGUCCUGAGGAGUCUCGUCGUGGGAGUUGAGGAGGACCAUAUGUUUGAACCAGGCCUUGUCAUCCCAGUUGCAUUGACGGCCGUCAGCAGGGCACGAAAUGAGAUGGAACAUCUCGGGCAUGAUGGUGGUCGGAGUCUGCUUGUAUGCCCACAUGCAACCGCGGACUAGUUUCUCGGCCGUGUCUAGGUCUUCCGGAGAAUCGAAGAGCUUCGCGGCCAAAGCGAACAUGCCUCCAGCGAAGCAGGCGAGGUGUUGGGUCUGUGGUGUGAGUUCGUUAUGGCCCGGCCUGAAGGACUUUAGGGUCCCUGCCAUGAGAAUGUCUUCGUUGGUUGGAGUCAUGGGUCUGAAGAGGAUGAACUCCUUCAUCGGCUCUUUGGCAAUUUCAUAGAGCUUCUUGUACUGCUCGUGGGCGCCACCGAGUAGUUGAUAUUCCUUGGGGAAAUAUUCAUAGACAGAAUCAGCAGAUCCGCCGACAGAGAAGGUCACACCGUCCC
Molecule: messenger RNA, 2180 nt
Organism: Cladophialophora immunda
Lineage: Eukaryota; Fungi; Ascomycota; Eurotiomycetes; Chaetothyriales; Herpotrichiellaceae
Exons: 1
Coding region: 142-1188 (348 amino acids)
Biological process (GO): endonucleolytic cleavage to generate mature 5'-end of SSU-rRNA from (SSU-rRNA, 5.8S rRNA, LSU-rRNA); endonucleolytic cleavage in ITS1 to separate SSU-rRNA from 5.8S rRNA and LSU-rRNA from tricistronic rRNA transcript (SSU-rRNA, 5.8S rRNA, LSU-rRNA); small-subunit processome assembly
Cellular component (GO): nucleolus
Molecular function (GO): RNA binding
Source: RefSeq, a predicted model, not a curated record